Eimeria tenella is the source of this 1116-nucleotide messenger RNA. Its product is annotated as CMGC kinase, CDK family, putative. Gene Ontology annotation, biological process: protein phosphorylation. The transcript is spliced from 4 exons. Gene Ontology annotation, cellular component: cytoplasm. NCBI's taxonomy places the organism in Eukaryota, Apicomplexa, Conoidasida, Eucoccidiorida, Eimeriidae. The record is from RefSeq and is a predicted model, not a curated record. Gene Ontology annotation, molecular function: protein serine/threonine kinase activity; ATP binding. The annotation marks the transcript as partial.
GACGAGAGCGCUGAAUCCGCUGCUGCAGCAGGAGUCGCUCUGGAUCCUGCUGCAGCAGCAGCAGCAGCAGCAGCAGCAGCAGCAGCAGGGGAGUGCGGCGUGCCCGUGUCUCGGGCGCAAGCAGCAGACCCAGGGGCCCCCCUUCCUGCUGCUCCCCUAUCGAUGCGUCCGCUGGCUGCGGCCUCAGCAGCAGCAGCAGCAGCAGCAGCAGCAGCAGCAGCAGCAGCGGGGCCGCUGGUGGUGCUGGUGAAGGACGACGAGGAAAUAUGGAAGGAGUGGGAGGGUUUGAGGCUUUUGGGAGAGGGGGUUUACGGAAGGGUUUACUUGGUUAGAAAUAGAGAAACAAAAGAGACUUUGGCAUUUAAAAGAAUGUACUUGCAUGCGCGGAAAAGAGAGACUUUGUCACAGCAGCAGCAGCUGCUGCUGCAGCAGCAGCCCGACGCAGAAGCAGCAGCAGCGGCGCGCGGCGGCGGGGCCCUCCCCGCCGUGCUGCAGCGCGAAGUCUCCGUGCUGCGGGCCCUCAAAAACAAACAAAACAUUAUACCCUUAAUUAGGGUUUACAUCGGCAGCCACAGAGCUUAUUUAGGGUUUCCUUUUAUCCAAGGGGGGACCCUUGCCGAUUGUCUCCGCUGCUACGCCUCCUGGGCCGAGUACCUCCGCAGCAGCGGCAGCAGCAGCAGCAGCGGCAGCAGCAGCAGCAGCGAGUUGGGGUCCCCGCAGGGGGCCGCGUCGGGGUCGUUUUGCCCCUUGGCGACCUGCAGCUGCUUCUGCCUCUCGGAGCCGCCGCCGGCGCCCCCGCAGCAGCAGCAGCAGCAGCAGCAGCAGCAGGAGUGCUGCGUGUCUGCGGUUUGCUGCUGCCCCUGCGCGCGCUGCGUCCCCCCCUGCGGGCUGCCGCUGGGCCUCUGCAUGCGCAUUGCCUUCGCGCUGCUGCGGGGCCUUUUUGCUGCUCACAAAAGAAGAGUUGCUCACAGAGACAUAAAGCCCGACAACAUUCUUCUGGGCUGGCAGCAGCUGCCGCAGCAGCCAGCAGCAGCAGCAGCAGCAGCGCACGCCCACAUGCGCAAAACUCUGAAGAAAGUUGGAGAGGCCAAAAGCAUAAAAAGCAUGCGGCCUUGG